Aspergillus versicolor CBS 583.65 is the source of this 464-nucleotide messenger RNA. RefSeq lists its product as uncharacterized. The transcript has a single exon. Bases 69 to 311 code for a protein of 80 amino acids. The record is from RefSeq and is a predicted model, not a curated record. NCBI's taxonomy places the organism in Eukaryota, Fungi, Ascomycota, Eurotiomycetes, Eurotiales, Aspergillaceae.
GGUAUAGCAUAUUAACCAGAGUAUGGAAGUAUGCAUGGGCAGUAUUCUUUCCUCCGAGUAUCAAUUCCAUGGCAAGUUCGCAUGCAUUUAUACCCCCCGAGCCAUACUUUAGACGAACAAUCUGCUGUCUUGUUUAUUUCCUGAUUGUGGUGAAGUGGUGUCACAAUGGAAGGUGCGAUGGGACGAAUCUCAAUUUGUAUGGAUAUGGAAGGAACGACCAGGUGAAUUGCACUUCCCUUGCACAGGUUGAAGGUGUUCUCACGUUUAGGAAGGUGCGAUGGAUGUGUUGGCUCCCCGGGAAGGAGCGAUAGGUCCGUUGUGCCUGCCACAGCUGCAGAAUCUUAAGUACCUGUUAGGCUGGACACGCCUAUAACGGCGUUUAGUAUAGUAAGGUCAGAGCUUGUCUUAACCCAGAAAUUCUGUAUUUGAGUUAUCAAAAUACUCACCUAGAAAGCGUUUUACAC